AUGCCCAUCACCAUGACCACUCUUGACGACACGGCUUACCGGUACCGCACCAGUGUCCCGGGGGACGCCGAGGCCAUCGAGGCACUGGAUGGGUCCUUCACCACCGACACCGUCUUCCGCGUCACCGCCACCGGGGACGGCUUCACCCUGCGGGAGGUGCCGGUGGACCCGCCCCUGACCAAGGUGUUCCCCGACGACGAAUCGGACGACGAAUCGGACGACGGGGAGGACGGCGACCCGGACUCCCGGACGUUCGUCGCGUACGGGGACGACGGCGACCUGGCGGGCUUCGUGGUCGUCUCGUACUCCGGCUGGAACCGCCGGCUGACCGUCGAGGACGUCGAGGUCGCCCCGGAGCACCGGGGGCACGGGGUCGGGCGCGCGUUGAUGGGGCUCGCGACGGAGUUCGCCCGCGAGCGGGGCGCCGGGCACCUCUGGCUGGAGGUCACCAACGUCAACGCACCGGCGAUCCACGCGUACCGGCGGAUGGGGUUCACCCUCUGCGGCCUGGACACCGCCCUGUACGACGGCACCGCCUCGGACGGCGAGCAGGCGCUCUACAUGAGCAUGCCCUGCCCCUAG
Messenger RNA from Trichoderma aggressivum f. europaeum, 582 nucleotides. RefSeq lists its product as uncharacterized. Gene Ontology annotation, molecular function: acyltransferase activity, transferring groups other than amino-acyl groups. The record is from RefSeq and is a predicted model, not a curated record. Lineage: Eukaryota; Fungi; Ascomycota; Sordariomycetes; Hypocreales; Hypocreaceae. The transcript has a single exon. Bases 1 to 582 code for a protein of 193 amino acids.